CCCGGAAGCGUUGCCAUGGCGGCGGCUGCGCUCCGCGGCCUGGGGGCCGCACUGGAAACGCACCGGGGACGGGACCGGGCUGUCCGUGCCCUGUCCUACAGCCUCCAGCUGGUGGGGGGAGCCCUGCCCGGGCCCAGGGGGCUGCCGGGGGGGCUCCUGGCUGCUUCUGCCCAGCUCAGCUCCUGCCGCACCGUCCUGCGCCUCUUCGACGACCUGGCCAUGCUCCGGCACAGCUGCAGCUACGGGCUGGGCCCCAAGGACGAGGAUGUGCUGGUGCGGGGGCUCAGUGUGCUCUGCAACGUGGCCAACCAACUCUACUACCCUUGUGAGCACCUGGCCUGGGCAGCUGAUGUCGGAAUCAUCCGUGCCGCUUCCCAGAGGUGGUGGACCCUGAGCACAGCACUGUGGGGCUCUGCCCUGCUCUUGGGAAUCCUGCGGUCCCUGCAGGUCUUGUGCCAGUUGAGAAGAAAACUGAGGCAGCACAAGUGCAGCACAUCUUCAUCUCAGAGCCAGAAGUUGAGAGCCCAGGUGAAGGCAGAGGUUCUGAGCAUCCUCAUGGACACAGCAGAUCUUUCCAAUGCCAUCCAUUGGCUGCCUCCAGGAUUCCUCUGGGCUGGAAGGUUCCCUCCGUGGCAGGAAAUUUAUGAAUCACCUUUCAAAGGAGCAAUCAAAUGGAUGCCGAGAUGGGCUUUGCAGUUACAGUUCUGGGCGUUGCCAAUAAUAAACGACAGGAAUCAAAGGUGGCCUUGAGUGAUUGUUCCCUCUGAGAGCAGGGAAAAGUUCUUUAGCUGGUUCUGGAAAGCUCCAGGGGUCAGAAAACACAAGUGCUCUGUGACCUGCAGCUCCCCAUGUGUUAACAGCCUUCCUCCCACCGAAAUAAAUCCGAGCCCCUGACUGGCUGCCAUGGAAAUGCACCCUUUGAAAACAGUUCUGUGGUGUCCCUGCACCAUUCCAGGGGCUUCCGUCUUGGUUUUGUUGUUGCUUUUGGCAUGGAAAGGGGGAGCUGUGUCCUGCCUGUGUUCAAAGAGCAGAGGAGGUCUGGAUGCUCUUUGUCCUUUGCCCUGUCCUUGCUGUUUACCUGGACCUUCACCCUGCAGUGUCCCUGAGGAUGCCUUUCCUGGCUGUGCUGGGAAUUUGGUGCCAGAUUUACAGGUUUUGGUACAAUUCUGAGCGUAGGCAGAGCUUACUUGCAGGAGAUUCUUGUUUUUUUUCUCUACUUUUCUGAGUCCUGUGCCUGAACAGGGAGAGGAAGCAGAUCCUUCAGCUUAGGGACAGCUGUGGCUCUCGCCUGGUCCUCUCACCCACCAUGGUGACUCCUGUUGCAGUUUAGUUUUGAUAAUAAAUCAGAUUAUUUUUGUAUUCUUAACCCUAUUAAAUCAUUCCUUCAGGACUUGCUCUUCUGCUCAGCACAGGACGAGAUGUAGCUCUAACUCUUCAAUAAAAAGACCCUAAAACCCCCACCUAACCUCUGAUGCCAAAUUUGUAAAGCUCUAAACCUUGCUUUAAUUUUAACAUACAGAAAACUGCUCUAAGUGCAUUUGCUUCAUCCAAUUCCUCAUGAAAUGAUUUCACGUUACAGCUGGUGGAGCUGAAACGUGCAGAGAUAAAGCAAUACUGGGUGAUUCAGAA
This is a messenger RNA of Corapipo altera (White-ruffed manakin), 1629 nucleotides long. It is a transcript of the gene PEX11G, whose product is annotated as peroxisomal biogenesis factor 11 gamma. Gene Ontology annotation, biological process: peroxisome fission. The record is from RefSeq and is a predicted model, not a curated record. The transcript has 6 exons. Lineage: Eukaryota; Metazoa; Chordata; Aves; Passeriformes; Pipridae. Gene Ontology annotation, cellular component: peroxisomal membrane. Bases 16 to 750 code for a protein of 244 amino acids.